AUGAGAAUUGGGAGUGAUGUUUGUAGGCUAUUCACACCUGUACAAGAGUUUUAUAUUUGGGUAUUAAAAUUUGAUAAUGGUGAUCUAGAUAUUCUAUUACGGGGGAGCACAAAAACAAGAGACUUUGAUGGAGGAGUGUAUUAUGCAUCUGUUGAUAGUAGUGUUCCUGAUUAUGGAUUACCAGAUGAAGGAAUGUUACAGGCUGUGCCAGUUGGACUUCACGGGGGAGAUUGUUGGAGCAUGAUAACCGUAAGUACAGACACAUCCUCUGUGACCAUCGAAUGGGCACUGGUGGCUCUGUUGCAGCACCCAGACAUUUUGGGGAAAGCCCAGGACGAGCUCGACAAACAUGUAUGA
Molecule: messenger RNA, 357 nt
Organism: Cryptomeria japonica (Japanese cedar)
Lineage: Eukaryota; Viridiplantae; Streptophyta; Pinopsida; Cupressales; Cupressaceae
Product: cytochrome P450 98A8-like
Exons: 3
Coding region: 1-357 (118 amino acids)
Molecular function (GO): heme binding; oxidoreductase activity, acting on paired donors, with incorporation or reduction of molecular oxygen; monooxygenase activity
Source: RefSeq, a predicted model, not a curated record